AUGAACGACCUUCUUUAUCUACAACACCCAAAUCCUAAACCUCAGUGGGUAGAACAUAUCGAGAGUAUUAUACAGCAACUCCUUAGUGUUCAAGGCACAAUUAUCGUUCAUAGAUCCAAAUUAUUUGCUUUAAUGGAUGAUUUCAGAGCUCUUCACAAGAAUUUCGAUCCAGAUAUUCAUGCUCCACAAGAAAAACUUAAGCAAGCAAGCAGUGAAUUAGUCGAAGCAAUCAAUAAAACAAACCAAUUAGCUUAUUAUUCAUCUACCGCGCAUUGGAGCCAACCAGCCAUUACAUGGCCAUCUAGUUAUAUGCGCGACAACAUACGCAGAAUUAGAGAAGAUGUACACGAAAGCUUAAUUAUUUUUGGCUGUAGAAAUUGUCCAAACUUUUUAAUUAGCGAGGAACAGUUAAACGCACAGAAUGAUGUUGAUAUACUUCAACUCAAAGGCUCUCUUAUGGAAUAUUUAGCGCAAGUUCAAGGGCAACCACAAACCCCACAAAUGCAAGGUGUUAUUUCACUUAUAAACGAGCGAUUACGAUCCAUCGGACCAUUGGAAGGCAUCCAAGAUGGUCCAGCAUUAGUUUGUGUCCCUCCAUUCUUACCAGCCAAAUUAAAUUACGUUUUGAGCCACGAUGCCUUCACAAUAGGCAACACCAUUGGCACAGGAACAUUCGGAUCCGUCCAUAUCGGUACAAUGAACGCUACAAACCGCAAAGUUGCUGUCAAAGUGUUAAAUACCCAAAUUUUAGGUGGUCGACAACUUGAAACCUUCAAAAGGGAAGUUUGGACAAUGGCCACUCUCAACCAUCCAUCGAUUCUACGCCUCGUAGGUGUUACUUUGACCCCGCCUUUCUGUAUUGUCACUGAAUUAUUGAAAGGAUCACUUUACGACCGCUUAAAAUUCCUUUCUCCGACCAAACGAUCGAUAAUUGCAUUGAAAGUUGCCCAAGGAAUGGAGCAACUCCACGCCGCGAGGAUUAUCCACAGAGAUCUCAAGAGCGCUAACAUUCUUUUAGACGAAGACGACAUGCCACGUGUUUGUGACUUCGGAUUGGUCGGAUUCAAGACAGGAGCAACAAGAACAGGAUAUGUCGGAACUGCUCAAUGGAUGGCACCUGAAGUUUUGAGGUCAUCUCCCUUUUACGAUGAAAAAGUCGAUGUUUAUUCAUUUGGUGUUUUACUGUGGGAGAUGCUUACAUUGCACGAACCGUAUUCCGGCAUGAAACAAGAGCAGAUUGUCAUGGGAGUGAUAGAAAGUGGAUUAAGACCUCUUAUUCCUCAAAAUUUCAGUCAUUCCAAACUUGUUCAAUUAAUUGAACGUUGUUGGAGUGAACAACCAUCAAUGAGACCUCCUUUCUCAACAAUAGCAACAUUACUGAUGCAAGCGGACUUCCACUUCUUCGGAACAAACGAAACAGAGUUCCAAGCAGCGAAUCCAAGCACUUUGAUAUCAAUAAAUCUCGUUCAGGCGUAUGAUAGUUGUAACUGGUCGAGAUUUGAACAAUUAUUAAAGUCUGUGACAAGGGAAGAAACUGAAUCAGAUACACAGUUAUUACCUGUUAUUAUUACUUUGUUUUCUGGUUUGUCUGUUGAAUUACAAUCCUAUUUAGUUUCGAAAUUAUCAACAAUGGUUGAUUUCGAAGUUUUCAUCGCUCAAUCUGGAUAUAAUUUCAUUUUGUCGAUGUUUAACAUGGCUCCUCAAGUUGUUUCUAGUUUAGUAACUGCUCUGAGACAGGUUGACUUGUCAUCAAAAUGUUUCAGACAAGUAAAACUAAUUGGUUGCCUCGCGGACUCUAAAAACUCUGACGUGACACAGUUAUGCGCUGAUUUGUGUGAAUAUAACGAUAUCGCUGAUUAUAUCGUCAAAAAUAAAUUGCCACUGAAAAAUGUCAAUGACAAGGAAGUUAUAUGGCUUUAUAAUAACUUGUUGAUGCACGCGCAACUGGCACCAAUCAUAGCUCAACAACAGGAACCAAUAAUGAUAGCUGCAGCAAGAAUUAAUGAUUAUCCACUCGAAAUUUGUUUGAUGCUGGAAAGUUUUCCUUUCAAUGAGACACAUGGAAAGAUGGUUCAUGAUCUACAGUUGAUAACUAAGCUCGCUGCUAUAAGCGACAUGAAUUCUAGCGCAUUAAAAGUUAUUAACGCAUUGAUCUUGACAAUUCCUGCUGAAUUCUUGAAAGAUGAGAAGAACAUAAUAGAAAGAGUUGUUAAAAGACACAGAGUGUUGUUCAAAGCAUUGGAAAUGAAGCUGACAGAAGAAUUAAGUAUAAAACUUCAUCCAAUCGAUUGGUCGACUAUGAAUUAG
This is a messenger RNA of Trichomonas vaginalis G3, 2307 nucleotides long. Its product is annotated as protein kinase protein. Lineage: Eukaryota; Parabasalia; Trichomonadida; Trichomonadidae. Gene Ontology annotation, molecular function: protein kinase activity; ATP binding. The record is from RefSeq and is a predicted model, not a curated record. Bases 1 to 2307 code for a protein of 768 amino acids. The transcript has a single exon. Gene Ontology annotation, biological process: signal transduction; protein phosphorylation. Gene Ontology annotation, cellular component: cytoplasm.